AUGGCUCCUACCCGGAGUGUUUUAGGAUUUUUAAACCCAAAAACCCUUAGUAAAGUUUUCACAAAUAACGUAGUAAAAACUUCCUAUCGUUUCGUGCAUGGGUGUAAUAGCUGUGAUAAUUUUGUUAGUGGACCAAUCUUAUCAGUUGCUUCUCUAGCCCGUAAUAAUUAUACUGUCGGUGGUAGGCACCGAUAUAUCCAUACGACCCAGAACUUGAAUAAAUCCGAUUAUUACAAAGUUCUUGGCGUGUCCAAGAAUGCGUCUGCCAAAGAUAUCAAGAAAGCUUACUAUCAACUUGCAAAGCAGUACCACCCUGAUGCAAAUAAAUCUGAUCCAGAAGCUUCUAGGAAGUUCCAGGAAGUGUCUGAGGCUUAUGAGAUUUUAUCUGAUGAGGGUAAACGAAAGCAAUAUGACACAUUUGGAACCACAUCAGAUCACAUGGGUAUGGGUGGGACCUCAGGAGCCGAAGGUUUCACUCAUCAAUGGCAGUAUAAGUCCACUAUUGAUCCUGAGGAGUUAUUUCGAAAGAUAUUUGGUGAUGCAGGAUUCAAAAGUGAUGCAUUUAGUGACUUUGCUGAAUCAAAAUUUGGUUUUGGAGCUGCUCAAGAGGUUGUCAUGAACUUAAAGUUUUCUGAAGCUGCUCGGGGUGUCAAUAAAGAAGUAAACCUAAAUGUAGUAGAUACUUGUCCUAAAUGCUCUGGAUCCCGUUGCGAACUUGGCACCAAAGCAAUUAAGUGUCCCUAUUGUAAUGGUACAGGGAUGGAAACAUUUUCUCGAGGUCCAUUUGUGAUGCGUUCAACUUGCAGACACUGCCACGGAACUAGAAUGCACAUAAAGUUCCCUUGCGAGGAAUGUGAGGGUAAAGGCUCAUCAGUACAGCGAAAAAAAGUGACAGUGCCAGUACCAGCAGGCGUAGAAGACGGCCAGACCGUUCGCAUGUCUGUUGGUAACAGUGAGGUCUUUGUCACAUUUAAAGUGGAAAAGUCUAACUACUUCCGCAGAGACGGACCUGAUGUUCACACAGAUUGUAGUAUUUCUGUGGCCCAAGCGAUGCUAGGCGGCUCAGUCAGGAUACAAGGCUUAUAUGAAGAUCACACAUUGCAGAUAAUGCCAGGCACUUCCUCGCAUGCCGUCGUACGUUUGUCACGGAAAGGCAUGAAACGAGUCAGUCACACUGGUUAUGGGGACCAUUAUGUGCACAUCAAAAUACAGGUACCAAAAUCGUUGUCAGACAAGCAGAGGGCUUUGAUCUAUGCUUACGCGGAGAUGGAAGAAGAUACACCUGGUCAAAUACUUGGUGUCUCCUAUGACAGAGAUGACAAAUCAAAAAAUAGCGGUAAGGAGGGUACCCGUACUGAACAUAUUCACAGGGCGAACCGCGAUAACGAUGACGUCAAACGUAAGAAAGUGUCAGUAGCUGAGCCGCACCACCUGGUCGAUUCUGUCAAAGAAGCACUUAAAGAGAAGAAAUCUAUCGAAGGGACAGCCGAUGAGGAACCGCUUGAACAAUCUAAAAGAAGCAAGGGAUAG
This is a messenger RNA of Arctia plantaginis, 1530 nucleotides long. NCBI's taxonomy places the organism in Eukaryota, Metazoa, Arthropoda, Insecta, Lepidoptera, Erebidae. The record is from the annotation of a GenBank genome assembly.